This is a messenger RNA of Prorocentrum cordatum, 492 nucleotides long. The record is from the annotation of a GenBank genome assembly. Lineage: Eukaryota; Dinophyceae; Prorocentrales; Prorocentraceae.
GUCCUCGUGGUGCACACGCUGCUGUGCCCGUCCAUGCUGCCUUUUCUGCGCUCUCGGUGGCCUCUCAUACAGUAUUUGGCGAAGGUCCUCCGCGAUCCGCGGGCACGCCGCUUCCCGUCGAAGAGGCUGCUCUUGCACCACGUCAUGCAGCUGGCGCAGCCAUCUCGGAAGGCGCACUUGUGCCCACAGCUGUGCAUCGGCUACAAGUCGGAGACGGUCGUCACUCUCAGCAAGGGCAAGAGCUGCGUCAAGUCAGUGCUCAGCGUCACCAAGCCGCUCCGACUUCUCGAGAGCGCCAACAGCCCUGUUUCGGACGUGCAGAGACAGGUGCUGAUGGCGCUGCUCCCGAUGCUCUGCCUGCCCUACGCGCGGAGAGCCGGCGCCGCGGGGUCGCCUCUGGCCGCGUCGACGAGGGCGCCCUGCGCGGCGACGCAUGCCGCGCCAUGCUUGGCCGCAGUUGAGCGGGCCUCGCGGUCAGUUCCGCUUCCGUGA